UCUCUCAUCCAGCCUUCAUGUGUUUAUUUCCGUGACUCGUGAGAUGUGCACCGGGACUCAUGGAUCAGUACGGCUCGAAUUCCUCAUGCAAGUAAUUUUAAAGCUGUAUUUCGGAUUGUAAUGUUUCCAAAAGUUUUCUGCACCGGACUGAACUACAUGGAAUAAUGUGGCGGAUUGUUUUGUUGUGUUGCGCUCUGGACGGUUCCGUUGCGUUCAGCGCUUUCCGUCCACCUGCAAACGCGUCUCUGCUCGCACCUGCCCGCGGCGUCGUGCGCACUGUGGAUCGGAUUUAUCACGGGGGAGGAAAAGCCGGUUACCUUCUGUACAUGGAUGAGCAGCGCUUUCAGCUGGAUAUGGAGCGGGACGACUCUAUACUGUCUCAUCACUUUGGUUUGAACGUGGACGCGCUGCCUCCGCGUCGGGAAUGCGUUUACCGCGGCAGCGUCAAUUCAAACGCAGAGUCACUUGCGGUUUUCAAUCUGUGCGGCGGCGGACUUAAUGGGUUUUUCGCGGUCGAUCACGCGCGAUACACCAUCACGCCGCUCAUUCGGGCGAAAGGGCAUGAGAAUGACGUGCACAUCGUCGAGGACGCCGACGCGACGCGCGCUCUCCACUAUUACACCCGCGAGAGCUUCAGUUUCGAAGCGAUGACCGCGCGGCACAGCUGUGGCACGCGCAACCGCAAAACGCGCAGGCAUAAAAAGCGUAACGAGGAUGCGCGCGGACGCAGAUUGUGGACGAAGUUUGUGAAGCCCAACGCGCUGACGCGACGCAAGCGCUCCGUGUCUCGCGCGCGGCACGUGGAGCUGCUGCUGGUCGCGGAUGCUUCCAUGACGAAGAAGUAUGGGAAGGACCUGCAGCAUUACCUGUUGAAGCUGGCGUCCAUCGCGUCCAAACUCUACGGGCACGCCAGCAUAGAGAAUCCCAUCCGUUUGUCUGUGGUUAAAGUCGCGAUUCUGUCCGAGAACGAAAAGGGGAUCGAAGUGUCCAAAAACGCCGCCGCGACGCUCAAGAGCUUCUGUAAGUGGCAGAACCAGCAGAACCCGCUGGAUGACGAUCAUCAGCAUCACCAUGACGCGGCGAUCCUCUUCACCAGGCAGGAUCUGUGCGGUCAUCACUCGUGUGACACUCUCGGCAUGGCUGACGUAGGAACCGUGUGUUCACCGGAGAGGAGCUGCGCCAUCAUUGAGGAUGACGGGCUGCACGCCGCCUUCACCGUGGCACAUGAGAUUGGGCAUCUACUGGGUCUGUCACAUGAUGACUCCAAGUUCUGCGUGGAGCGAUUCGGCUCCACUGAAGACAAGCGGCUAAUGUCGUCCAUCCUGACCUCCAUCGACGCAUCCAAACCCUGGAGCCGCUGCACGUCUGCCACCAUCACAGACUUCUUCGAUGAUGGCAAUGCUGAGUGUCUGUUGGACACUCCUCGUCUGCCUCUCUUGGGUCCGGAGGAGUUGCCAGGUCAGAGUUAUGACGCGGUUCAGCAGUGCCAUUUGGCCUUUGGGCCGGAGUACACUGUUUGUCCCGGGAUGGACGUGUGCGCUCGUCUGUGGUGUGCCAUCAUCAGGAAGGGACAGAUGGUGUGUCUGACCAAGAAACUGCCAGCUGUGGAAGGAACGCCAUGUGGGAAGGGACGGAUCUGUCUUCAGGGGAAAUGUGUGGACAAAACCCGAAAGAGACACUACUCGACAUCGAAUCAUGGCAGCUGGAGCUCCUGGGCUCCAUGGGGUUCCUGUUCUCGUACAUGUGGCGGUGGCGUCCAGUUUGCGCAUCGUCUCUGUAAUAACCCUCCACCCCGAAACAACGGCCGCUACUGCACUGGGAAGAGAGCCGUCUACAGGUCCUGCAAUGUCACAUCGUGCCUUUCAGCCGGUAAGAGUUUCCGUCAGGAACAGUGUGAGGUGCGUAACGGCCCUCAGACGGACCCUAAAGGAGUGAAGACCUUUGUGGAAUGGGUGCCAAAGUUUGCCGGUGUGCUUCCCAAAGACAUGUGCAAACUCACCUGCAGGGCCAAAGGGACGGGAUACUAUGUAGUGUUCUCACAACGGGUGGUUGAUGGGACGGAAUGCCGUCCAUACAGCAGUUCAGUGUGUGUGAAGGGGAAGUGUGUUCGCACCGGCUGUGAUGGGAUCAUUGGCUCUAAACUCCAGUAUGACAAGUGUGGCAUCUGCAGUGGCGAUGGCAACAGCUGUAUCAAAGUGGCUGGAAACUUCACCAAGAAAAGUAAGGGCUACACAGAUGUGGUGAAGGUUCCUGAGGGUUCAACGCACCUGAAGGUUCGACAGUACAAAGCCAAAGGCCAGUCACGCUACACAGCGUAUCUGGCACUGCGGCGGCCCGGAGGUGAAUACCUGCUGAACGGGAAGUUCAUGAUCUCCACGUCCGAGACCAUCAUCCCCCUCAACGGCUCUGUUCUCAACUAUACCGGCUGGAGUCAGCGGGACGAGGCCCUUCAUAGCAUGGGCCCCGGGGCCCUUCAGGAGAGCCUGGUGGUGCAGAUUCUGGCCACGGAUGCUAAGAAACCACUAGACAUCCGCUACAGCUUCUUCAUGCCACGCAAAAUGCCGCUUCCACCAAGAACGGUCGUUGCAACUUCAGGAACCGCCGCAGCGCUAUCAUCAGCAGAGGUCGUGACAUUUACUAUCGAGGUUCCUGCGACGAUGGAGCCUCCGACAAUGACACCACCAGCGGGGCCACGCUGGGUAAUGGGAUCGUGGAUGAUGUGCUCCAGAACUUGCGAUACAGGUUGGCAGAGUCGCACAGUUCAGUGCAAGAACCCUCAAGGGAAGCUGUCCAAGAGCUGCCUGAUCAGCUCACGGCCGUCAGCCUUCAAACACUGCCUGAUUAAAAAGUGUUGAGGACCCCUCAAUCAGACAGACUUCCUGACUGAGCUUUAUGGAGCACUUAGACUGAACCAUUGCAGUUGCGUUUGUAUAAAUGCUGUUCCAAUCACUGUGGAAUUCUGCUAGUGUUUGCAAUCAUGUUGCAUUGUGACUCAGACAAGGAGCUUUGACUCCAGCCUCGAUCGUGGUGAUGUUUAGCCACACCCCCAAUACAAACGACACGCCCCCUGAGUUCACACUGCUAGUGAUUUAAACCAUUGCUGUAGUGUUUGAGGCUCUAGCCUCGAAUGUGGCAAUGUUCAACCAUGCUCCUUUGACAAAGCCACACCCCUGAUCCAAACGAUACGCCUGUUGAAUUCACAAUGGCAGUGAUUUAACCAUUGCUG
Messenger RNA from Sinocyclocheilus anshuiensis, 3226 nucleotides. RefSeq names its product ADAM metallopeptidase with thrombospondin type 1 motif, 5 (aggrecanase-2) (gene adamts5). The record is from RefSeq and is a predicted model, not a curated record. Gene Ontology annotation, biological process: extracellular matrix organization; proteolysis. The transcript is spliced from 8 exons. Bases 165 to 2855 code for a protein of 896 amino acids. Gene Ontology annotation, molecular function: metalloendopeptidase activity; zinc ion binding. NCBI's taxonomy places the organism in Eukaryota, Metazoa, Chordata, Actinopteri, Cypriniformes, Cyprinidae.